AAAGUCACUGUCAGGCAGUUUCCGUACGUUUCCGCUUGUGACGUCACAGUCAUGACAGCCAGGUGAAAUCAGCUAACGUGUCCGGUUAGGUUUAGUGAAGAUUAGAAUACAUCAGGGUAACACAGAAAAUGGCCAUUCCAGAAAAGGAGCUUGAUUAUCACUACUCUCCAAGCCGAUGGUCUCACAGAUUUGGGCCAGAUGAGGUCAUUGAAGCACAUUUAAAAUCUGUCACUGAGGGGACCAAGGUUGCCCAUUGGUGCCUUGAAUGUGACAGCGCCGUCACCUAUGGAACAGGAGAGAAACAGAAACUGGAUAUCUUUAAUGCCAAAAUGCCAAGAAAAAUGAACCGUCUGCCAGUAUUAGUAUACCUCCAUGGGGGAUACUGGCAGCAUUUGGGGUUGGAAAUGUCUGGGUUUAUGGCUCCUCCAUUGUGUAAAGCCGGUGCCACAGUGAUUUCUGUUGGUUAUGAUCUCGCUCCAGAAGCUUCCAUGGACAAAAUUGUGAGUGAAAUUAAGCAAGCAAUGAGGUACAUACUGAGAUAUGCCAAGGAGCGUCAGUCCAGGGGUAUCUACCUGUGUGGCCACUCAGCUGGGGGUCACCUGGCGGCCAUGAUGCUGGCUUGUGAGUUCGCUGAAGACGACGCCUUCGACAGCGAGAUGAUCAAAGGUGCGGCUCUAAUCAGUGGAGUGUAUGACCUCCGGCCUCUGACGAAAACAUACGUCAAUGACCCGCUGAAACUGAAUGAGGAGGAUGCAUGGCGGUUCAGUCCUGCCAACUUCAUCGCCGAGAUUGCUGGCCUCAGUCAGCAGCGCGACAUCCUCAUUGCUGUAGCAGAAUACGACCCACCAGAGUUCCGCAGACAAAGUGCUGAUUUGGAAAAAUCAGUGGUGCCUGAACCCCCUCUGGAUCCGCCAAUGAAGUGGAGUGUGGUGAAGGAGCUGUCUGCCAGAAAGGUGAAGACGAGGUAUAUGGAUGUCAGCGACACAGAUCAUUUUGAUGUCAUCGAAAAAUUGCAGAAGGAUUCUUACAGACUCACAACGAGAGGCACCUACUCCAUCAACUACCCCGGUCAACCUUCACUGGAGUAUUCAUUACCUCCAUGGUCAUCCCACGCCAUCUACGUCAAUGCCAGCAUGGCUGUGGUGUCAGGAACGGAGAACAAAUCCUUCACCGUCAGUGUAACUGACAGCACCGCCAUGAAGGUGUACGGCCGAGAUGUCUACGAUGCUUACACCCCGCUCCCCAUUCCGGCUUUAGGACAACACUAUGGGAGGCGAAGUAUCUUUGAGAGGGUUUUGUGUCGUUCCACCAUUGUCACUUCUACCCCGGGCAACGUAUUUACCCCUGGAAGGAGACUCCUUGAAGGUCGUAGCAGAAGGCAAGACAAGUGA
Molecule: messenger RNA, 1391 nt
Organism: Haliotis rubra (blacklip abalone)
Lineage: Eukaryota; Metazoa; Mollusca; Gastropoda; Lepetellida; Haliotidae
Product: kynurenine formamidase-like
Exons: 15
Coding region: 129-1391 (420 amino acids)
Molecular function (GO): hydrolase activity
Source: RefSeq, a predicted model, not a curated record